This is a messenger RNA of Brassica rapa (field mustard), 2975 nucleotides long. Its product is annotated as E3 ubiquitin-protein ligase APD1-like. The record is from RefSeq and is a predicted model, not a curated record. NCBI's taxonomy places the organism in Eukaryota, Viridiplantae, Streptophyta, Magnoliopsida, Brassicales, Brassicaceae.
AUAAUCAAUCUAAGCCUUUUUUUCAAAAAAAGAAGAAGAAAGAAAUAAUCAAUCUGUACUCUUAUUUCAAGUAUUUAAAAUAUGAUAGAUCCAUCGACGAUGAGAUCGGUGGGUGGCGGAUAGUUGGAAAUGCUAGUUACUUUGGUGAUGACGUGUCUCAACCUUUGGGUCUCAGCCCAUAAGUUAUUAUAUGCCCAGAACAUAAACCGGGUCGGAUCAUUUGACAUAGUCGGAUCCUAUUUGGUUGGCAAAUUCUCCGACCGCAAUUCUAUUUGGUUUUAUCAUUGUCAAUACUCAUUUGAUGAUGAUCCAUCUUUUUCCAAAAUCACACAACAUAUUUCAGUGAUUUUUACACUUUGGAAUUUAUUUAUUUUUAACAGAGGAGCUGAAGAAUUCGCCUGCACCUGAUAUAGCAGUUAUGUAUUACACCGGAAGUGACUUGUACUUGUUUGGUAAGUUCAUCCUUUCAGGUUUUAUCAAUGUUCUCGAGUUCUGAAGUCAUUGUUCCUUUCACUAGUAGGAGUAUCUCAAAGUGGCUCUCUUUUGUCCCACAGAUGAAUUUCAAACAUCCAGAUCUCCCAAUACUCGAAGGCCAGUAAUGUAUAGGUCAAAUCAACUUUUGUGACUUGCUUUGGUGUUGCUUUUUAAGAUUCUCUAACGUUGUGUUGUGAUUAUGUUGGGGGCAGAGAAUUUAUACGAUGUGUUUGUGAACAUAAGAGACGAUGAAGCAGAACACUGCAAGACAAUGAGAGCAAUUGUCAGACUCUUGGAAGUCUCCGUUCUCCACACUCCAUUAUAGAAGAUAAAGAUUUGUAAUGAAGAGUCGGGAUGUGUUGUUUCUGAGGAGGCUCAUUGCGAAGGUAUCGUAGACUGCAUCAAGAAAAACAUUACAAACUAAAUCAGGAAGCAAAAUAGAUUAGUUGUAUUUACUUUAUGUUGAAGAAUAGACCUAUAUUUUAUCCAAAUAUAUACAAAAUCAUUGAAUGUAUCAUUCCCUCAAAAAGCUCUUUGGUAUUAGCGUUACCAUCUCUCUCUCUCUUCACUUUCUUGGUUUUUGUUGGGGAAAAGUGUAGAGCGAAUACGACGUCGUAUAUGGUGACAUCUCACGUGGGAAAAGCUUUGAAUCAUGCGCCCCCCCCCCCCUCCCCCCCCUUCUUUAAAAUUUACUUCUCUUCUUUUCCUUUUUCUUUUUCUGUUUUCAAAUGAUUUAUUACGCCAGAAAAUUAACUUUUUUUAAACCAUCGGUUCAUAUUACUGUAUAUGUGAACAAUAUUGAGACUUUUUUUUUUUAACUAAAAACAAUAUUGAGACUUCAUCUGCCCGGUUGCUAAAAACAUUUGAAAUCAUCCGCCAUUAUUUCAGAUUUUAGCGUUAGGUUAGUUUUGAAUAUAAUUAUCUUUGUCCGAUUAAUGAUCUCUUUAAUUGCGUUUGAAACUUUGAAAUCUGAUGGAGGAUAUCUUUAAUAAAUGAAUAAUCAAUUGUAAUUAUUCUUGGAUUUUGUCUUUAUUCAAGACUCUUUAAACACUUUUUUUGUUUAAAAUGAAAAAAAAUAAGACGUACAGUUACAGAAACAGCAUUAACUUUUUCGUAAAAUAAUAUUCCUUUCACUUCCAGUAGGAUUUUUUUUUGUUUGUUUCUACCCGAAAUUCAGAAGAACUAACAUUAUAGUUUUAUUUAAAAAACAAAAAAAUAACAUUAUAGUGCCAUCAUAGCGUACGGCUUCGUCUGGUGAUCAAUUCACUAAUAAACCUUUUUGACAAAAAAAUCUAAGUAUAAAAUAAUAUAGAAAAUAUUUUUAAAAUUGAUAAUCACAUAGAUUUGUUUCUGAAAACAAAACUCAACUUUAUGCUAGUUUAAAUUCUAUAACAUUUGAUUCCUCUAUUGGAGAAUUUUUAUUUAAUUUGAGUGUGAUUCCCCUAAUUUAUAUGUUUAAAAUACUACUAAUUCGUGGGACCCAAUAAUAUAUUCGGAAACAACUUUGACCCAAAAAGAUAUAUAAUUCGUUUUUAAAGAAAAAUGAAAAGCAAAAGAAGCUCUGAAAAAGCCUUUAUAAUCUCAUCACAAUCAUCGCUACACCCAAAGAUCUCAACAAUCUCUCCCCCAUCCCAUAGUGUGAUCCUGUUUCACUAUCAGAGAGCUUCUUUAGAGAGUUUGUUAUAACUGACUGAGUCGAGAUAAUGAGUGAACUCGAACGCGGAACGAGUCAGAUGACGACAACAGAGACACACCGCACGACGACGUUUCUUGACUUGCUCCGACGCCAGAUGAGCGGUGUGGAUCGCACAAGGAGGAAGCGGACUCUCAAAGAACGGUUGAGAUUCAAAUGCAUCGGAUGCUGUGGGCCCAUUAGGCGUCUCCAUCAGCCCAACAAUACUCUCCACAGUCCAACAACCUCAAGCGAAGACGAACUCGAAACCCGAUUCGCUCCCGGGUCGGGUUCGGGUAUGAACCUCGCGACGGCGUUAGAGGCGGAGAGAUAUAACCGGGGAGAUCAGACGGAGGUCGACAUGACGCCGACGAGAGUGUCGCUGAUGAGAUUGCUGGAUGAGACGGCGGAGAGAGCCGUUGAUGACGGAGGAGAGACGGAGAUAUUGACGGCGUUAACGGGGAAUGAUACGGUGUGCUGCGUGUGUAUGGGAAGAAAGAGAGGCGCUGCGUUUAUCCCAUGUGGACACACUUUUUGCAGAGUUUGCUCCAGAGAGCUGUGGCUGAACCGGGGCUCGUGUCCUCUUUGCAACCGUCCGAUCGUCGAGAUCCUUGACAUAUUCUGAAACGAAUCGGACGGGUCAAAGUUCUCGAUCAGUGUGAGUAACUACAUUGAGUGUGAUAGGCGUCGAGACAAAGUUUUAUUACGGUUUGUACUUUUGUUCGUUUCUUUUGUUUCUGAGAAAGCUGAUGUAAAUGCGAAAAGAAAUGCGAGAGAUUCUGUUCACAAGGCCCAUUAAAUCUAAAUCUAAAGCCCAAUAAUAUGUCCU